This is a messenger RNA of Symbiodinium sp. CCMP2456, 1899 nucleotides long. Lineage: Eukaryota; Dinophyceae; Suessiales; Symbiodiniaceae. The record is from the annotation of a GenBank genome assembly.
AUGAUGACGAGGAUGUCCACUCUGGUGUCGCAGGUGGUUGCAGAAGUGGAAGCAGUGCAAAACCAGAACCUUAUGAUGCGUGACAAGCUCCAGGCAAGCCAGAUUCCAGUGCCAGAGCUCGACGACAAGAACGGGCUUAGUCUCCCGGGCACUGCCGAGCUUGGUGGCACGUUUGGCGACGGUUUUACCGGCUCGAAGCAGCGUGGACGACGAGCCAGCUUGCAGAUGCGACCGACGAGGGCUCAGCAGCGUCGUAAGUCAUCCACCUCUCAGCUGGGUGACCUGGAGAAUGCUCUCCAAGUCUCUCCAACUGCAGGAAUGGUUCGACCUGGAACCCCCGGUUCGAACAACCACUACGUUGACGUGGCGGAGCAGACCCUGGAGUUGCGACAGAAGAAGGAGCAGCAAAAGAAGGAUCUGCAGGGCUUGAAGAAUUGGAACUCCAAAAGGGUAUCCCGCUUGAGGUCUGUCACCGACAUAUCUGGAUCAACUGCUGCAACCAAAAUCCCGCUUCAAGAUCUCCCAUUGGACCAGCAGGUGGAGCAAGAGGGCAAAGUCUUCGGCAGUCCCGAGGCCCUCAAGGAUGAAGUCCGCAAAGCUUUGCAGAAAGAAGACUACAGCGUUGCUCGACACUACAAGAACAAAGGCUGGGCCCAAAAGAUUGCCAGAAGUCAAGCUUUCGAGAUUGCAACUCUCGUCCUCAUCGGGGUGAACUGCCUUUGGAUGUCUGUCGAUGCAGAUCUGAACCGUGCCACAUUAUUGCCAGAAGCGGAGCCCAUCUUCCAGGUUGCUGAGAAUCUCUUUUGCGUCCUCUUCACGAUGGAGCUGCUCCUUCGGUUCCUGGCCCUGAAGUACAAAAGGAAGUGCAUUCGAGACCCAUGGUUCGUUUUCGAUGCAUUCCUCGUUGCAUUGAUGAUCGUGGAGACAUGGGGUGUGUAUGUUGUUUAUUUUAUCAAUGGCACUAGUGUUGGCAUUUUCCAGAAUGCGACCAUUCUUCGAAUUCUACGUAUCUUGAGGUUGUUGCGAACGGCCCGCAUGGCGAAGCUUCUGCGCACGAUGCCUGAGCUUAUGCUUCUUAUUAAAGGCAUUGUGGUUGCAACCAGAUCCGUCUUCUUCACGCUGGCUCUGCUGGCGAUCAUCAUUUACGUCUUCGCCAUCAUCUUUAUGCAGCUUGCAAGAGAUGCCCCGCAACUAGGACUCCGAAGAGACUUUGUCCCGACCGAUGGUAACGCAACUGUUGGCGAGCUCGAGUACUUGUACUUUGACAGGUUCGGAUCCUCCAUGCACACACUGCUCUUUGAGGCAGUCCUGCCCGAUCUCAAGGAUUUCAUCAAUGAGAUCAUGAGGGGAGGCUGGAUCUUUGCCUCGGUAAUGAUGAUCUUCAUCCUCCUUGGCUCGGUAACUAUGAUGAACAUGCUUGUGGGCGUCUUGGUGGAAGUCAUCAAGACCGUCUCCGAGAUUGAGCGAGAACAGCUUGAAGUCAGUUUUGUCAAGAAGAUCUUUUCCGACAUGAUCACCAAGAUGAACUUAGAUGCAGACGGUGACAAUCGAAUCUCGAAAGAGGAGUUCGACACACUCUUAUCAAAGCCGGAGGCAGCCAAGGCCUUGCUAAACAUUGGCGUUGACGUGGUGGGCCUCGUGGAUUAUCGAGACGUCUUGUUCGGCACAGAGGGUGACAUGGAGCUCUCCUUCGCUGAGUUCAUGGAAGCCAUCCUGGAACUACGAGGUACAAAUAGUGCGAAGGUGAAGGACAUCGUCGACCUCCGAAAAUUUGUGGCCCAGGAAACUGGUGCGAUCUAUGAGUUGGUAGCAGUCGUAACUCAGCAGGCAGAUGGCAGCACACGGUCAUCUUCGCGAACUACCUCAGUGGCAGAGGCCAAAAUUCAGGAUGAAUGCUAG